UCUCCAUGACAACCGACAUCAGGGCGCAGAGGUGAGAGCUCUGGGCCAGCAGCGGGCCAAGUGACCUGGAGGAGCGGUUUUUGUCAUUAAGAGUCUGGGGGUGGAUCAUGGCGGCCAGACAGCUCCGCUUUCAAUGGCGAUUGGGAAAAGGGCUUUUGUCUUAGAGCAAAGGAAACAGCCGUGCUUGUGAGGAUCCAAACAUUGCUCCCUCAGCACUGGGGAGGAGAUCCCGGAAUUCUUCUUGGGCGAGCUGUGGGAUGCGCCUGCGGGGGCCCCCUCGAACGCAAGGAAGAUGCUGCAGACGAGUAAUUACAGCCUGGUGCUCUCCCUGCAGUUCCUGCUGCUGUCCUACGACCUUUUUGUCAACUCCUUCUCAGAGCUGCUUCGCAUGGCUCCAGUCAUCCAGCUGGUGCUCUUCAUCAUCCAGGAUAUUGCAACCCUCUUCAACAUCAUCAUCAUUUUCCUCAUGUUCUUCAACACCUUCGUCUUCCAGGCCGGCCUAGUCAGCCUCCUGUUCCACAAAUUCAAAGGGACCAUCAUCCUGACUGCUGUGUAUUUGGUCCUCAGCAUCGCCCUGCAUAUCUGGGUCAUGAAAUUGCGCUGGAAAAGCUCCAAGCUCUUCAUCUGGACAGAUGGACUUCAAACGCUGUUUGUGUUCCAGAGACUAGCAGCGGUGCUGUACUGUUACUUCUACAAACGAACGGCCGUGAGACUGGGCGACCCACGCUUCUACCAGGACUCUCUGUGGCUGCGCCAGGAGUUCUCGCAGGUCCGAAGGUGACAGUCCACCACCACACUGAUGGAUCCCUGUCCAGGUCUUCAGCUCCGGAGGGAGGGCAGUUGCCCUCUGCACCAGGAAGCCCUGGCUUUUGCUGAGCUGGGCUCAGGCCAGCUGUGGCCAGCAGUCAAGAUGCAAGCGCCUCCCUCUUGCAAAUUUUAAGUGUUCCCCCACGGAGAGCCUAGCCCUUCUGCAGCCUCAGUUCUGCCCCCUUCCUCAGAGUCCCUGUCACUUCCUUCACCACACACGGGAGAGACUGAAGGACACGUGCAGUGCAUCCAAGCCCCUUCCGGUGCGGCCCUCAGACAUUAAGAUUAUCCAAAGCUCUUUUUUUGUGUGUGUGUGUGUGUGAACAUUUUAUAAAUACAGGAAAUAAAUUGAAGUUGUUUCCAUA
Molecule: messenger RNA, 1172 nt
Organism: Erinaceus europaeus (western European hedgehog)
Lineage: Eukaryota; Metazoa; Chordata; Mammalia; Eulipotyphla; Erinaceidae
Gene: TMEM138
Product: transmembrane protein 138
Exons: 5
Coding region: 293-781 (162 amino acids)
Cellular component (GO): cilium
Source: RefSeq, a predicted model, not a curated record